UACUACAUAGGGAACUAGGCGUCGAUUUGAGACGCAGCCCGGUUCCUCAGUGAGGUGUAAACAUGGCGGACAGCACGCGAGCUCAGAAACUGGACCUCGUUUUGCAGCAUAUAAGACAUUUUCCUGAUUUUCCCAUCAAAGGCAUCAUGUUCAAGGAUAUUUGCCCUAUUUUGAAGGAGCCCAAAGCCCUGGCUGCAGUUAUAGAUCUGUUUGAGGAGCAUGUCAGGCAAAACCACCCACACACUGAACUCAUUGUGGGUCUGGAUGCCCGUGGCUUUCUGUUUGGGCCUCUUUUGGCUCAGAGGUUGGGAAUCGGCUUUGUCUUGGUCAGGAAGAAAGGGAAACUUCCUGGUCCCACAGUGUCUGUAGCGUAUACACUUGAGUAUGCCACGGCUGAAGCAGAGAUUCAGGUUGAUGCGGUGCAACCAGGACAGAAGGUUCUCAUCAUUGAUGACCUGCUGGCUACUGGAGGGACUCUGUACGCAGCGUGUGAGCUGAUGAAGAAGCAGAAGGCUCAGGUGCUGGGCUGCUUGGUGGUGAUCGAGCUGAAGGAUCUCCGUGGGGCAGAAAGACUCUCCGUCCCCGUCUUUUCUUUGUUACAGAACUGAACGCAUGUUCACGACUGCACCAAGAGACAUGAAGCAUUCCACAUUUACACAGAACAAUAAGUACAUGUACAGAUUCUUUUGAAUCGUAUUUUGUCUCUUUAAUUCAAAGAAAACUGGAGCAAGUUUAAUUAAUUAUCAAUUAAUUGCAGCAAAUAUUAGGAUUGUUCAGUAGGAGAUUUUUAUCCUUGUGCUGCAGCUGUGCAAUUGCACUUGAUUCUUAGUCAAUAUGUCUAAAUAGGAAACAAUAUGUUCAUGUGUUAUGGAACAAUUCUCAUUCCCCUAGUUGGGAUAUGAACAGUAAGACAUUUGCUUUAAUUAUAGCACUGAUUCUGUUUUUAUUUAUAUGCAUAUUGUUCAUUCAGUUGCUUCAUUGGGGCAGGUUUACAAAUGAGCCAUUAUAUGUUUACAGUUUGUAAGGGAUGAAACCGUGCCUGUAAAGCCAUUUCAGAAGACAGGAUUUCACUUAAAGGAAAGGUCCACUCUGAACGACUUGCAUAUUAAUCUUUUAUAAUUAACAUUUCAAGAUUUUUUGGUUAAAUUCUGAGUUGUUAGUUUAAACUUAUGUCAGUAACAUGGUCUGUUUUCACUUUGGAAAAGAGUUUCCACAUUACCCACAAUAGGCCUCAUUUAUCAAUUUUGCAGUAAAGUUGUGUGUAAGUGUUUGCGGAAGCCAAACCCAACUAAAAUGUUCCGCCAGAUUUACAAACGUUUUGGAAAGGUUGAUUUUCUUUGUACUCGUGCGUGUUAUGUUGAUCACCUGUAACUUGCACACAGCUCAUUUGCAUAUAGUGCCACCCACAAAACUCCAUCAAAGUUCAAGUGCAUAAAAAGCUUGGAGCAUGAAAUGAAUGAUCAGGAUAAGGUCUGAAAGACAGACAAAGAAGUUAUUUUGACUCACUUUUAAGUCAGUAAAAAUAUUUAAUAAUAUAUAACAUUAAUAAUGAUGAUAAAGUGCAAAAUCUUCCAUCAGCUGAGGCAUUUGUUUAUGACUUGCGCUAUUGCGCAGACAGACCAGUCCAUCCUCCGUUUAUAGGGUGCCAUUUCUUUUGUCAUAAUUGAAUGAUUAGUUUUGUUUUAAUCUAUGCUUUUGUUUUUGGCUUUCUUUCUUUCUGUUUUUAAUUAAUGCAAAUAAUAUAAAACAGCUGGUUUUCACAACAUGUUCUUGAUGGUACUCCUAGUCCCUGACCUAGUGAACUAGCAUGAGGAUGUGUUUUUGAUAGACUCCAAGCACUUCUCUAAGUCACUCUAGAUAAGGGCAUCUGCUAAAUGCUGUAAAUGCAAUAAAAAUAAGCAAUUUAAACUUGACAGUAUAUUCCAUAUAUUAAACUGCAGUAAUCCAUGCAAAUUAUGUGAGUUGAAGUCAAUCAUGUAGAGAUUUACAUUUGUUAGUCUUAUGCGUAAAUUUAAAUACUUGUACGAGCAAUUUAUGAAUAAAUUCAUUCAUACCUAGUUGGAUAAAUGAGCAUUCAUUUCUACCUGACGAGAGCAAUGCAGCAGAGCUUUAGCCCUUUAAUCCGUCCAGCUCUAUCACCUCCUCAUCAAUCAGUGCAUGCCGUAGAUCAGUAACUGGCCAAACUGCAUCUCCGCCAGAACACAGCGCUACAGCAUCAUAUAGCUGCAAUGCACUUUAGAGUCCAGCGUCUACUUCUACACUGGAUUUCUCACUGAUACGAUGUUGAACAUCGCUGGAAAAUGGAAUGAGACAAGAAGUUCAUGCUGUUUGAUUUUUAGGAGCCAGCCAGUUAGCAGCCACGCAAUGCUGUAUCCAGUUGUGGGAUCUUUGCAAACUAUUUUCAUUGACUCAGUAAAAAUAAAAAAUAUAUAUUUUUUGCUCUAUUUUGUCUGAAAUGUCAGUUACUUGAUAUUAAUUUCUUAUUGCUUUUAUACAACAGUUCAAUUAAUAUCACAUGAGCAAGAGUGCCGUUAUGCUGAAUGUAGUUAGAGUUGUAGUAACCUGCGGCCUCGUGUCUACUGCUGCAUCACAGCUGUGCAGAUACUCAGUAUAACGGCACUCUCGCUCAUGUGAUAUUGCUUAAAUAAACAGUGUGUUUCAGGGUGGUUUCCUUUAAUGACAGCAAGUGUGGAAUGUACCACGUAAGCAGCACGUGCUGCACCAAGUAUAGCUGCCCUACUACAGAAACAGCCCAAAAACACAAACAAAUGAAUGCGUAAUUCAAAUGAUCAAUAAUGUGUUAUUGAUUAAAAGAUUUUGAGAACCAUGUGUUCAAACUAGCUUGUUUAUUGGACAUUUAUGCAGCUCAAGACUCGUCCCAUGACCUGCUGCUGUACAGCAAAUGUACAGCUGUAAUGGCUCAGUGUGCACCUCCUUAAUACAAGCAUUCACGAGCCUAAAAUGCACAGCCACCUUAAUGUCAACAAAAUGUUUCAUUUCAAAGAAAAAAAAAAAAUAUUCACACAAACUUGUAUAUUCUGUUGUAAAACAUCUCUCUCACA
Molecule: messenger RNA, 3062 nt
Organism: Pangasianodon hypophthalmus (striped catfish)
Lineage: Eukaryota; Metazoa; Chordata; Actinopteri; Siluriformes; Pangasiidae
Gene: aprt
Product: adenine phosphoribosyltransferase
Exons: 5
Coding region: 63-608 (181 amino acids)
Biological process (GO): AMP salvage; adenine salvage
Cellular component (GO): cytoplasm
Molecular function (GO): adenine binding; AMP binding; adenine phosphoribosyltransferase activity
Source: RefSeq, a predicted model, not a curated record